Molecule: messenger RNA, 1477 nt
Organism: Lacerta agilis (Sand lizard)
Lineage: Eukaryota; Metazoa; Chordata; Lepidosauria; Squamata; Lacertidae
Product: epidermal differentiation-specific protein-like
Exons: 2
Coding region: 265-1401 (378 amino acids)
Biological process (GO): lens development in camera-type eye; visual perception
Molecular function (GO): structural constituent of eye lens
Source: RefSeq, a predicted model, not a curated record
CGAGGGAGAAUCCGGCUCCCCGAGAUUUGUGGGUUGUGUCAGCUGUUGGCGUAAGGCAGAUAAAACCUGUAGUUUUGCUGUUCAGGUCCUGACAAGAUUAAAGCCCAGCCUUCAAAGCCCCAUUAAAAGGGGUGUGUUUGUAACACGGGGAUAUAAACACUUCUUGUGCUGGGACGGUCGUUUUUUAACACACAAAGCUGUUGAUGCCAGCCGUCUCAGCAUUGGAGACUUGGGCAACGCCACCGCUUCUGACUCCCAUUUGCCAUGGGAGACACUCCUGCAGAGGUUGCGAUGUCUGCCAAACAGCCCAGCGUGAACAAGAUAAUUGUGUUCGACAAAGCCAAUUUUGAGGGGCUUAGCAAAGAGUUCACCUGUGACAUCCCUGACCUUCACGACCUGGAUUUUGGCGAUUGCAUCUCCUCCCUGAAGGUGAUUGGGCAGCCUUGGGUCGCCUACAAAGCCUCCAAGUUUGAGGGGGACGGCUUUGCUUUUGAGGAAGGGGAUUAUGAAGAGAUCGAUAACAACAACAAAAUCUCCUCCCUCCGACUGGUCCACUACGAUCUCUCCGACCCCCAGAUCACCCUCUACGAACUCCCCAACUACGAGGGCCAGAGCAAAGUGGUGAAGGAGGAGACCAACCUCACCUAUGGCUACUUCAAUGACCGGGUCUCUUCCCACGUGGUGCAGAGCGGUGCCUGGCUCCUGUAUAGGCACCCGAACCGUGGUGGGUGGUACCACAUCGCCUGGCCCGGGGAGCAUGUCCACGACUACAAAACGGAGCUCAACUUUGACGACAGCUUGUCCCACUUGCGCCCCCUGCAGCCCGGCCGCCCCAUCAUCACCACCAAGCUCCUAUGGGACCAGAAGAAAGUGGAGGACGAGAAGGACAUUCUGAUCGACGAGAUCGUGGGAACCAACUGCACCGAGUAUGAGCAAGCGUUCACCGCCAACACUUGCCGGGAGUACAAUGCCACCAUCAUCCAGAGCUUCCACUUCAGCAACACCACGUCCCUGAAGCUUGGCUUCUCUUUCCAGGUCACUGUGGGAGGUGCCAACGUCUUGGUGGUGGAGAAAGGGAAGCACGAGUCGACUACCACCAGCGAGAAGGUGGAGGUCAUGCUGCCUGCCAAGAUCCCUCCUUGCACCCAGCUCACGAUUCACGUGGUCAAGAAGGAGACCACCACCUCGGUGCCAGUGGAGCUGACCAUCUGCCAGAAUGGGAAGGAAAGGAAAGAGCAUGCAGAGUACCGGUGUGUGUCUGGCCGCACCAUCAGCACCAGGUACACCAUGAAGCCUGCCUCGGCAGCGCAGGAUGCUGCCUUCACCAAACCUUCUCGUGUGGAAAUAAGGGAGCAUUCCCAGGCUCAGCCUGAACCAGGAACAUCUGGGGAGAGAUCCUAAACCCCUGCCUGAAUGAGCUUUUUUGAUGUUGCUCAAGGACGACAGAGGAUUGGACAGUGUUCUCGAAGCUACUAAC